Messenger RNA from Owenia fusiformis, 2535 nucleotides. Lineage: Eukaryota; Metazoa; Annelida; Polychaeta; Sabellida; Oweniidae. The record is from the annotation of a GenBank genome assembly.
GAAAUCUUGUAAAUAAUAAUUAUAUACACAUUAGUUUAAACAAUACAUAUUCGACAAAAGGUGUCAGUUAUUCAUCUAGAUCAGGAAUCAAAACAGACCUGAUCAUAAAUUCCAAACAUGGCGGUUGCUCCGCAAAACGAUGAAACUCAAAAUUUGAUGGAAAACAAGCAUAAACACCAGCAUGCAGGCGAUGGUUGCUGCUCAGGUGGCAAUGGAACAACUACUCCUAAAAUGCCGACCAUAUUUGAUGUGGUAAAGUCGGGAAUGUUAAUUCCUGUUCAGACUCUAGUCGAAACUGAUGGUGAGGAAAUUCUAAAUAGCCGGGAUGACAAAGGACACACUCCUGCUCACUGGGCAGCCCUUGGGGGUCAGCUACAAAUCCUCAAGUUCAUUCUAGACAAUAAGGGGUUAAUAAAUGAACCAAGUGACAAUGAACUAGGGCAACGUCCCAUACAUUGGGCAUGCGUCAAUGGACAUGUGUCAAUAGUGGAUUUACUGCUGCAGAAAGGUGUGUCGAUUGAUGAAGUAGACACAAAAGGAUGUACUCCUCUUAUUGUUGCCUCACAGUAUGGCAAGACUGUAUUAGCUGGCUACCUUAUGGGGAAAGGAGCACGACUCCAGAUAACUGACAAAGAUGGUGAUAAUGCUUUACACUGGGCGGCAUUUAAAGGCCAGACAGAGUUAAUGCGACUUCUUAUCUACUCUGGGUUUAACCCAAAACAGCCUGAUAACUUCCAACAAACCCCCCUUCACCUGGCAUGUAUAAAUGGAAACCUUGCAGGAGUGAAGGAACUCUGUGAAAAUGAUGGAGUUGAGAUUGAGCUUCCAGACAAAAAUGGCAAAACUCCCAUAAUGUUAGCCAUGGGACGCAAACAUGAAGACAUUGUCAUUUACCUGAAGAAAAAGGCUCAAAAUAAAAACAGACUAAUACCUAAGAUCGACUUCUGGGCACUCUUAUUUGGUCCCCCAGGAAACAGUAAAGGAGCUCUGCUAUUCUUCUUAGUGAAUAUUUUAUUUUGGGGAUACCCCAUGUACAUAAUUAAGGCUAUUCCAUAUACUUGGUAUGAUCUGCAAAUUCUCCAUGUCAUAUUUAUUGUGUUGAACGUCAUUAUGUGGAUCUCAUUGUACCACUGUAACACUAUAGACCCAGGGUACUUGCCUAGGAAUAUUCCAGAAUAUGAUCUGGCCAUUAAACAGGUUGCACAUUUUGAUGAAUGGAAACAAGGACGUAAUCCACUAAGUCGACUUUGCCAUACAUGUAGAACAGUUAAAACAAUCAGAAGCAAACAUUGUAAAAUAUGUAACCGAUGUAUUAAACAGAUGGAUCACCAUUGUCCUUACAUAUACAAUUGUGUGGGCUACAAUAACAGGGGCUCGUUUGCCAUAUUUUGCUGUGCUGCUUUCUUAAAUGGCUCCCUUGCAUGGUUGAUUAGCUUAAAUUGUUGGCGAAUGGAUGACUAUCCCAUUUUUCAUCCCCCAGAUUAUAUGCUGGGUGGACUCAUCCAUGGCCUUGUCUUCAUGGCCUUAGCCACUUUUUUGGCUGUUAGUACGUUAUUCCAUGCAGCUUUCAAUCUCACAACAAACGAGCGCAUUAACAAGAAACGUUAUGACUAUCUCAAAGACGGUAAAGGCAAUUAUUACAACCCAUUUAAUCGAGGAUUUAAAUCAAACAUGCUGGAGUUCUUUCAUAUAAAGAGAGGACUGACAGAGGAUGAAGUGGAAUACUUAAAUGUUCAGUGUGUGUAGGCUGAUACCCCUUAUAUUAUCUCAUACACAGUGAUAGACUCUUCCAAAGUUAUUCUAGAGGGGAGACAACAUACGUAUAGGUCUAACACCUCUCAUGUCAUUACUAAACUCUUCCAAUAUAUGACUUGGAGAAGCCAUAUGAACAAUGAAAAUUAAAAAUGAUAAUGUUUUUAAAGAGAAACAAGUUGUUGAACGAAUGUUGUAGAGACGACGAAUAUAGUGCUCAAUACUGUAACUGGAAAGGAAUGCCAGAAAAUAACAUAUGUUAGUGACUAUUUGUGCCAAGCAAGAUUGCUAAUUGUAAUAUAGAGACCAUCCUCCAUUGACUGGCGUGAAUCAGUUUAGUAAUACUAUUAUUACCCAUGUUGAAGAGUUUAAAUAUUAUCACAAUACUGUACUCAUACUCUCACUAAUUUAUACUUGAUCUUAAGAUGAAAUAUUAUUACCAAAUUGUUCUGUGCCAGGAAAUGGAGAAUCAUGGCUGUCUAUCCUCCUUUUAUUUGGCCAUAUAAAUUCAUAUUAAAGGUACAAAGCUGUAAUUCUCACCUCAAUAACCUUAUAAUAUUUUCAAUUUAAAUUCAAAGUGACAUUUAACUUACACAAUCCAUGUUUUUUUUCAAUUUUAAGACUAUCCAUACUUAGAAACAGACCUGCUUUAUUGUUAUUGUUGAACUGUAGUCUUAAAAUAAUAACUAAGAUUUCUCAUUUUGAAGCCUAUAGAUCAGUUCUGAUAAUCCAUCAUCCAAAGGAUGAGUCUGGGAAUGCAUCUGGGUAUCGACUUAAAAAAUA